Molecule: messenger RNA, 645 nt
Organism: Adineta steineri
Lineage: Eukaryota; Metazoa; Rotifera; Eurotatoria; Adinetida; Adinetidae
Source: the annotation of a GenBank genome assembly
AUGAAAACUACGUAUGCUUAUAUCUACACAAACUACUUCAAUCCAUUCGAUAUAUCCAAAAAUUUGCUGAGUCUUGGUGAAAACUCUGAUGAUCAAGGUCAAUUUCAACUCACAGCUGUUCUUCAAGCCAAUAUGAUAUAUGUUGUCGUUAUAACAACAUCUUCUCGGAAUUUAAUGGGAAACUUUUCAGUUCAAGGAUUUGGCCCAAGCUAUAUCGGUUUCAAUCGUAUUUUGAAUACUCCAUCAGUUGUCCAAACAGUUUAUGCAUCGAAAUUGGCAACGAAUAGUUCAACGUAUUCACUUGAUUGUUCAAGUUCAAGUUCUUACUAUGAAGCGAUACAAGUGAAUGUUCGUAGAAGUGGUGUUUACACUUUCUUCAGCAAAAGCAAUAUAGACACAUACGGCUCUAUUUAUAAAGAUUAUUUCAAUCCAUUUAACCCAAUGGAAAAUCGACUCUUAUACGAUGAUAACAGCUGCAAUCAACGUCAGUUUGGAUUUAAAAUUGCUCUUGAGACUGGUAUUUCAUAUAUAUUGGUUGUAACAACGAAUGACUACCGUGAGCUAGGUGCAUUCUCGAUCUUUGUAUCUGGCCCAGAUAAUGUUGAUCUCAAGAAUAUUAGUAAGCGUUUGUACUACAACUUUUGA